CUCUCAUUUUUCAUCAUAACCAACAUUUUGGCUUGAAAAAAAUACAUAAACCAAAAUGGGGUUGUUUAAUAUAUCACUCACACUUCUUUUUCUCCUAGGGUUAGCCAUGGUUCAUUCCUCUCAAGCCCAGAACACAAGACAAGACUACCUCGACGCCCACAACGCGGCUCGUGCAGCUGUUGGUGUUGGUCCCAUGACAUGGGACGACAAGGUGGCCGCGUUUGCACAGAACUACGCGAACCAGAGGAUUGGAGAUUGCAACAUGGUGCAUUCGACGAAUAGGCCAUACGGAGAGAACCUAGCGGCGGGCAGUGGUGACUUCACUGGCCGGGCUGCAGUGAACAUGUGGGUGGGAGAGAAGGCUAACUAUAACCACAACUCGAACUCGUGUGUUGGGGGUGAGUGCUUGCACUAUACUCAGGUGGUUUGGCGCAAUUCGGUCCGGCUCGGGUGUGCUAGGGUUAAGUGCAACAAUGGGUGGUGGUUUGUGAGUUGCAACUACGAUCCUCCUGGCAACUACGUAGGGCAACGCCCUUACUAAGAGAUGGUACUUGUUUAAGUCCAUGCAUGCAUGAUUUGAUAUAUUAUAAAUAAAAGUUGUAUUGAUGAUGGAUAAUAACAAUACAAAUGGAAAAUAAAUUACUCCGUAUUACGUGUA
Messenger RNA from Cornus florida, 658 nucleotides. Its product is annotated as pathogenesis-related leaf protein 6-like. Lineage: Eukaryota; Viridiplantae; Streptophyta; Magnoliopsida; Cornales; Cornaceae. The transcript has a single exon. The record is from RefSeq and is a predicted model, not a curated record. Bases 56 to 541 code for a protein of 161 amino acids. Gene Ontology annotation, cellular component: extracellular region.